CCGGAGGCGGCUGUUGAAUCUGUCGUUCCGAACGCACAGGUCCGCCGCGGCGGGCGGACUUAGAAGGGGCGGGGUGGUCGGGGCGGUGGUUGGACCACAGGCCGGGGAAUUGGCGGAGAUUUGCAGUAACUUGAGCCCUGGAAUGCGUGCUUACAGAAGGGAAAGGUGUCCGUGGUGCGGAGCGGGGCUGGUGGAGAGGGGGUGAAUGUGCCGGUUGGAAACUAAAGGACGGAAAGCGCUCCCGCCCUCUGCCCAGACGAGCGUUUCCCGCGGGCCCGCGGCCGCCUCCGGACGGUCCGGAGAGAACAUGGCGGCCCCCGGAGCCCGGGGCUGCAGCCUCUCGGGCCUGCUCCCGGCCCAGACCUCGCUGGAGUACGCCCUGCUCGACGCCGUCACCCAGGAGGAGAAGAACAGCCUGGUCUACCAGUAUCUGCAGAAGGUGGACGGCUGGGAGCAGGACUUGUCAGUGCCCGAGUUCCCGGAAGGAUUAGAAUGGCUGAACACAGAAGGGCCUAUUUCUGUCUACAAGGAUCUCUGUGGAAAAGUGGUCAUCCUUGAUUUCUUCACCUACUGCUGCAUAAACUGUAUUCACCUACUGCCUGAUCUCCAUGCUUUAGAACACAACUACUCUGAUAAAGAUGGUCUUCUGAUUGUUGGUGUUCACUCGGCUAAGUUUCCAAAUGAGAAAGUGCUGGAUAACAUUAAGAGUGCUGUUCUUCGAUAUGACAUCACCCACCCUGUGGUUAACGAUGCAGAUGCCAGCCUUUGGCAAGAACUGGAAGUUUCCUGCUGGCCAACUGUGGUCAUACUUGGACCCCGUGGAAACAUGUUGUUUUCUUUGAUUGGAGAGGGACACAAAGAUAAAUUGUUUUUGUAUACUUCAGUAGCUUUAAAGUAUUACAGAGACAGAGGACAGAUCAGAGAUAAUAAAAUUGGAAUAAAACUCUAUAAAGAUUCUUUGCCACCUUCACCAUUGCUAUUUCCUGGCAAAGUCACAGUAGACCAUGUUUCUAAGAGAUUGGUAAUAGCAGAUACUGGACAUCAUAGAAUUUUGGUUGUCAGGAAGAAUGGACAAAUUCAGUACAGCAUUGGAGGACCCAAUCCUGGAAGAAAAGAUGGAAUAUUUUCAGAGUCAACUUUCAAUUCACCACAGGGUGUAGCCAUAAGGGACAAUAUCAUAUAUGUGGCAGAUACUGAAAACCACCUUAUAAGAAAGAUUGACCUGGAAGCUGAGAUGGUGAGCACCGUCGCCGGCAUCGGGAUUCAAGGCACAGAUAAAGAAGGUGGAGCUCAAGGAGAGCAGCAGCCCAUUAGCUCCCCGUGGGAUGUCGUUUGGGGGUCAUCAGGUUCCGAGGUCCAAAGAGAUGCCAUUCUGUGGAUAGCCAUGGCAGGGACUCAUCAGAUCUGGGCACUGCUGUUGGACUGCUGCCGACUACCAAAGAAAACUGAGUUAAAAAAAGGAGCCUGCCUUCGGUUUGCAGGAAGUGGAAAUGAAGAGAAUCGAAAUAAUGCGUACCCUCACAAGGCGGGGUUCGCCCAGCCCUCAGGUCUCUCUCUGGCCGCAGAAGAACCCUGGAGCUGCCUGUUUGUAGCCGACAGUGAGAGCAGCACCGUGAGAGCCGUCUCGCUGAAAGACGGAGCCGUGAGGCACCUCGUGGGAGGAGAAAGAGAUCCCACGAAUUUAUUUGCUUUUGGCGAUGUUGAUGGAGUAGGAAUCGGUGCGAAACUUCAGCACCCACUGGGAGCAGCGUGGGACAAGAAAAGGCAGCUGCUCUAUGUGGCCGACUCGUACAAUCACAAGAUUAAAGUUGUGGAUCCAAAAACAAAACACUGUACAACAUUAGCAGGAACUGGAGACAUAAGUAACAUCAGUUCCAGUUUUUCCGAGUCAACUUUUAAUGAACCAGGAGGCUUGUGUGUUGGAGAAGAUGGCCAGUUAUUAUACGUAGCGGACACGAAUAAUCAUCAAAUUAAGGUGAUGGAUUUGGAAACAAAGACGGUUUCUGUGUUCCCUGUCUCCGGAUCUGGAAACGCUGUGGUGGAUGGCCCAAUCCUAGAAGGAGAACAGAAGACAGUACCCAAACUACCAAAAUCAGCUCCAACCAUUCAGCUCUGCCCCUUGUCUGCAGCUCCAGGACAGACUGUGCAGUUCCAGCUGCGACUAGACCUCCCGGCGGGAGCGAAGCUCACCGAAGGGGCACCCAGUUGCUGGUUUCUAACAGCUGAAAGCAAUGAAUGGCUUCUUCAAGGACAGAUGCCAUCUGGAGAAAUAGAAAGUAUCUCCAAUCAGCCAGCCAUCUCACUGCAGAUUCCUGGGGAUUGCUUGUCACCCGAAGCGGUUGUAUCUAUCAGCGCGUUUCUUUAUUACUGUAGCGCGGACAGCAGCGCCUGUAUGAUGAAGGGGAUUCUGUUCAGGCAGCCUUUACAGAUCACCGAUGCACAGCCAGGAUGCACAGCUCCAGUGGAGCUCAAGUACGUGUUCUAGCUAGUGGCUAGCAGCCGGGCUCGGCCGCCGCCUGUCUCCAUCCUCACCAUCACUGCACUUACGACAAGAAACUUGACUCCUGCCUCUGGAUACCAAGAAACCCACUGCUCAGUUCUAGCAGCUGAUGUUAAAGUACAGCUAGGCUCCUUAUUUAAUUAUUUAUUUAAACAAAUUCCUUCAUUCUGGGUGUGUACCAGCUAAGUCACUGACCAUCAUCUGAACCAUGAUGUUGUAAUCUAUGCUGCUAUUUGGCACAUGACGUAAGUCCACACUUACAGAAUAUAUUAUCAUGAGAUAAUUUGCAUUGAUUACUGGUAACAGUAAUGAUACCAAAUAUUUUAACUAAUUUUUCCUGCCGUUAUUAAUAGCAAGCAGCACAUUUGAAUGUGUACAUUUCACAAAACUUUAAAGAGAAGCCAAGAUCCAGUCCAUGUGUUGGUGUAAAGACAUCUGACAUUCAGGCAUAGGUCUGUUCUCAGCCUCUCCGCCCCAGAGUCUCAUCACAGUAGAAGCUGAGAGAGCUCCUGGGUGGUGAAUGUGCUUAUUGUCUCUUCUCUGGUUUUCUCAGUUGAGAUACGUUGAAAAGAGAAUUUGUUUUGAUGAUGUUAUUUGCUAUUCUAACUUACCAUUAUUAAUGCCUUUAUUAUGCUAUACAGAAAAGUCUCUAAGGACAUACACUCGCUUAACUGUUUUCUGAAUGAACAAUUCUACCAGAUAAUGAACAAGUCCUCAGGAACAGGACUUUCAAGGAGAAAGGGACUUAGGGACAUAUUACUGGGUCCUAUUUAAUGAUAAAGAACUGUGACAGCGGAACCUGAUGUAAAUGGAUCUGUAUGUUUUAG
This is a messenger RNA of Molossus molossus (Pallas's mastiff bat), 3327 nucleotides long. It is a transcript of the gene NHLRC2, whose product is annotated as NHL repeat containing 2. Lineage: Eukaryota; Metazoa; Chordata; Mammalia; Chiroptera; Molossidae. Bases 206 to 2485 code for a protein of 759 amino acids. The record is from RefSeq and is a predicted model, not a curated record. Gene Ontology annotation, molecular function: protein binding. The transcript has 11 exons.